This is a messenger RNA of Umbelopsis ramanniana AG, 1657 nucleotides long. RefSeq lists its product as uncharacterized. Gene Ontology annotation, molecular function: GTPase activator activity. Bases 173 to 1354 code for a protein of 393 amino acids. The record is from RefSeq and is a predicted model, not a curated record. The transcript has 2 exons. Lineage: Eukaryota; Fungi; Mucoromycota; Umbelopsidomycetes; Umbelopsidales; Umbelopsidaceae.
GUCGUCUUAAUUACGAGAGGGUAAUUACACACUUUGAGAACAACCACAUGAAAUACCGUUCGCAUGUAACCGCGAAAGGGAAAUCAUCAGCACUUUUUGAAUUUUUUGAUUGUCAGCCAGCGCCGGCACUAUUUCACUUCAAGUGCGUCUUUCACGUGGAGCACAGUACCUUAUGUCCACGUUCAACAGAAUGGCCAUGCUGCCUUUCGAAGGACUUAUUCCUGUACUCGAUUGGCUGUCGUACUUGGUGAUCAACAAAAUAUACCAGUCUCCUAUCCUUCUAUCCCUCUACAAAAUAUACAAACUGAUUCUACGACUAGCCACCAAUUCAACGGAAAUCUCAAGGCUCUGUUCAUCUGCAGUUGCGCGAGUCGUUUAUGAUCAGCACUGGGAAACUGAUGUAGACUCGCAAGACUCAGACGAAGUGGUGAAUGAACGCGUGCCGUUGAGACACAUCCGCACAGUGCAAGUGAACAAAGGGUUGAAUCAACUUAUCAACAAUGUACAGAACGGCGUCACAGCCGAUAUUCUCUACCGCAUUGAUAGAUCCAUUUUAUACUCCAAGCAGCUAGCCAUAGAACGAAGGGAGCUGGAGCUAUCAACGUUCAGCCUAGAUCAAGUCAGCCAAGCGAUCCUUUCCAAAAAACAAUUCCCUUCUGGCGGAGCCAAAGAUACCCCAGAAGCCAAAGUGCUGCAAUUUUGCCUCCAGCGGAUUGCUGAAACCCAUCGACUUGUGGCAGAAAUCAAUACGAGAACACAUACAAAGUAUGAUUCGGAUAACAAGGCACAUGAAGCAAAGUUGAUGGAGUUGUGGCGUACAUUGAUGGUGGAUACGCCUCUGGAAGGUCGAAUCACUCGACAAUGGGGGCAAAUUGGUUUUCAAGGUUCAGAUCCUGCCACGGACUUUCGAGGAAUGGGUAUGCAGGGUCUUGAUGAUUUGCUCUACUAUGCCAAGACCCACCCAGAAUCUGCGAGAAGGACACUUCAGUGUUCCUUGCAUCCUGUCUCCUGGUACCCCUUUGCCAUUGUCGGUAUCAACAUAACUCAAUAUGCCGUCCAAAUUCUCUUGACUCGAAAAUUGCAAUAUUAUCUUUUCCAAUAUGGAUCCACCCGAGAAAUGUACAACGAGUUUUACUGUUACCUCUUUUAUUCAUUUAAUGAGUUUUGGAUGUCGCAUGAGCAACCUCGGCUGACGGUGAUGGAAUUCGAAAGCAAAUUCAAGGAAUUCAAAGUACUGGUGGAACAGGAUCUGUUGAUCAGGAAGAUCACGACACUGAAGGCGUUCUUGGGCAAAACCAAUACGACUUUGGUUGAGGAUAUACCGUCUUCUGUGGAAGAAAAGAAGCAGCUAUAGAACAAAAACGGUUGAGAACAGUGCCCAAAUGAACCGUAAAUUCCAGGAGAUCCUCCAUUUAAAGAUGUAAUAUACUAGCCCUCCUCCUCAUUUUAUCCUUAAAAUCACACCACCACCACGACAAGGAAUCCCUCACCUCCUUUUUAUCUGAAUGCAUGGUCGCUUGCAGCUACUCUCUCACGACGACACCCCAUUUAUAAUAUUACAGUGACCCUUCAGUCGUCGAAUGAAUGUAAAUAUUGAUUUGAAAUAAACAUCCCAGCAAACUGGGCACAUGUCAUGGCCUUGGCUUUUUAUUCACCC